Messenger RNA from Boeremia exigua, 2040 nucleotides. RefSeq lists its product as uncharacterized. Gene Ontology annotation, cellular component: cytoplasm; nucleus. Lineage: Eukaryota; Fungi; Ascomycota; Dothideomycetes; Pleosporales; Didymellaceae. The transcript is spliced from 5 exons. The record is from RefSeq and is a predicted model, not a curated record. Gene Ontology annotation, biological process: positive regulation of G2/MI transition of meiotic cell cycle; positive regulation of G2/M transition of mitotic cell cycle; G2/M transition of mitotic cell cycle. The coding region runs from base 130 to 1848 and encodes 572 amino acids. Gene Ontology annotation, molecular function: protein tyrosine phosphatase activity.
AACCCUACCACCGUCCCUCGCCGCCAGUGAGCUGAGAGCCCGCCCGCAGCACCUCCGCCCGCCGCCCACGCUCGCUGCACCUCGACUGCACCGCCGCCGCCGCACCGCACACCGCCGCCCAUCGCCGCCAUGGAGAUGUCGUCGCCGCUGGCCGCCAUGUGCCCGCCCGCCGCCAUUCCCGGCCCGUGGGGCUAUCGCCGCGACCUGCCACAAUCAAAGCCAUUGUUUGCCGCCCACCCGCUGGGCCAGAAGAGCUUCAACUUCCGCGACAUGAGCAUGAGGAAGGGAGGCAUGGACAACUCGUACUUCGCCAUCCAGCCAAUGAGGGGAUCGUCGCCGACGGCAAGCCUGGCCGCUGACAUGUCGUCGAAUCUGCAUGUCGACCAGAGCCCCCAGCUCGCCACCCCCCGUCGUUCCCUCUUUACGUCGGCUUUGUUCCAGCAGGUCGAUGCUCACACAGCCGAAGGCGUAACAACCCCUCCAGUCAGAUGGGAAGGCGUGACCACGCCGCCAAUCCCCGACUCCUCGCCCUGCUUCGUGCCCGACUCCAUGGACAUCUCGCCGCUGCCGCACAAGGCGCCCUACAACAGCUACAUCACACUGCCGUCGCCCUCUCCAGAGGUGAUGCCCAGCAACAACGACGACGACGACGACGACAUGCUCUCUCCCUGCGAGCAGCCUGCUAAUGAGCUAGACAUUCCUCGCCCAAGCUCUGCUGCUGAUCGUAAGAAGUCCAUCCUUCUCCGACCAUCUCUCUCACGCACGAAGAACUUCUCGACCAACACUGUUUCCUUCAAGCAGCAGGAACAGCAGCCUUUCAGGUUUGGCGCUGGCUGUGACCGUGACGGCUUUGAGAACAUUGGCAACACAUCAUCACCCAGUCUUGACGAGUGCUUUGCCCCUUCACCCCCCCGAGAACGUCGCCCCAUCUCCAAUGGAUCACUCUUCGCGUCAUCUAAGAUUAAGCCAUUUCCCUUCGGCUCAAACAUACAGUCCCGCAACAAUGGCUCACCCCUUGCUGCCAUUAGGAAACAAAGUGCCGCUCACAGCCGUCCUCGCCCUAGUAAGAUGAGGAGAUCACUGAGCAUGUUUGAGCAUCCUGGCGACGUGAUGAACGCGAAGAACGAUAGUGACGAGUCUGAUUCACCCAGUGGUCUGUCGUCUGUGAUGGAUACAGAGGACUGCCCUUCGCUCAAGCUGCCUCAUUUCACACCCACUGAGCCCGAGAGCCUUCCUCGUAUCACCCAUGAAACACUCAUCCAAGUGCUUGACGGUACCUACGAGCACAUGUAUGACGAGACAGCCAUCAUUGAUUGCCGCUUCGAGUACGAGUACAACGGAGGACACAUUGAAGGCGCAUUGAACUUCUGUGACAAAGAGCAAUUGGCUGAGCGUCUCUUCUCCGCGCCAGCCAACACUAACACGCUUCUCAUCCUGCACUGUGAAUACUCCGCGCACCGCGCGCCUCUCAUGGCCAAGUUCGUGCGCUCUCAAGACCGCAAGGAGAAUGCGCACCGCUACCCUGCACUGCACUAUCCCGAGGUCUACAUCCUUGACGGUGGCUAUAGUUCUUUCUACCACUCUAACUCGACUCGUUGCUUCCCACAGAACUAUCUUCGUAUGGAUGCUAAGGAGCACGAGCAAUCCUGCGAACGUGGCCUUAACAAGCUCCGACAACGCUCGAAGCUGAACCGUGCCCAUACGUUCGCGAUUGGCCAACACUCUUGCCAGAUGGAAGACAGCCCCACGUCUCUCAGUCGGUCCAAGAGUGGCGGCAACAUCUUCAUGCUCGGCGACGACUCACCCGUUGGGCGAAUAGGUGCUUCGCGUCGCAUGGCCUCCUACUGAGCGCACGCGAAGCCGACGAUUUGUAUACGACAUGCUCUAAUUCACGGCGAACUGGAUCCACGGCGUUCCCAUUACUUGCUGCUUCGGUAUUCCACAGCAUCGGCGUUUUGAUCAUUUACUCAUUUCCAUCUCGAGGCGUUCUAGCGAUUUGCCAUUUGGCUCUUUCUCUGCAUCAAUUUGGACUUCCAGACA